Messenger RNA from Eubalaena glacialis (North Atlantic right whale), 3405 nucleotides. RefSeq names its product malic enzyme 1 (gene ME1). Gene Ontology annotation, molecular function: malate dehydrogenase (decarboxylating) (NAD+) activity; malate dehydrogenase (decarboxylating) (NADP+) activity; NAD binding. Gene Ontology annotation, cellular component: mitochondrion. The record is from RefSeq and is a predicted model, not a curated record. The transcript has 14 exons. Gene Ontology annotation, biological process: malate metabolic process; pyruvate metabolic process. The coding region runs from base 235 to 1950 and encodes 571 amino acids. Lineage: Eukaryota; Metazoa; Chordata; Mammalia; Artiodactyla; Balaenidae.
UUCUCCAGCCAUGACUCAGCGUUUCUCGCAGGCUGCCGGGCUGGGGACACGGGCUCCUCGCCAGCCCCUCCCGCCGCGUCCACCCCCUCUCUCCCACCCACGCCCGCCCUCGGCCGCCGGCCCUUCCCCAGCGCCGCCGCCGCCGCCGCCGCCGCAGUCAGCUCGGGCGUCCCGGCAGCAUCAGCCGCCCGACCCGGCCGGACCCGACCCCGCCGACCCCGCGCGCCGCCCGCCAUGCAGCCCCAAGCCCCCGGCCGCCGACACACCCCCCAGCGCGGCUACGCCGUGACCCGGAGCCCCCAACUCAACAAGGACUUGGCUUUUACGCUGGAAGAGAGACAGCAAUUGAACAUUCAUGGAUUGUUGCCACCUUGCUUCAUCAGCCAGGAUAUCCAGGUCCUUAGAGUAAUUAAGAAUUUCGAGCAUCUGAACUCUGAUUUUGACAGGUAUCUUCUCUUAAUGGAUCUUCAAGAUAGAAAUGAAAAGCUCUUUUAUAGAGUGCUAACGUCUGACAUUGAGAAAUUCAUGCCUAUCGUUUAUACGCCCACUGUGGGUCUGGCUUGCCAACAAUAUAGUUUAGCCUUUCGGAAGCCAAGAGGUCUCUUUAUUAGUAUCCAUGAUCGAGGGCAUAUUGCUUCCGUUCUUAAUGCAUGGCCAGAAGAUGUCAUCAAGGCUAUUGUGGUGACUGAUGGAGAGCGUAUUCUUGGCCUGGGAGACCUUGGCUGUAAUGGGAUGGGCAUCCCCGUGGGUAAACUGGCUCUGUAUACAGCUUGUGGAGGGAUGAAUCCUCAACAAUGUCUGCCUGUCAUGCUGGACGUGGGAACAGAAAAUGAGGAGUUACUUAAAGAUCCAUUGUACAUUGGACUACGGCAGAGAAGAGUGAGAGGUCCUGAAUAUGAUGAUUUUUUGGAUGAAUUCAUGGAGGCAGUUUCUUCCAAGUAUGGCAUGAAUUGCCUUAUUCAGUUUGAAGAUUUUGCCAAUAUAAAUGCAUUUCGGCUCCUGAAAAAGUAUCAAAACCAGUAUUGCACAUUCAAUGAUGAUAUUCAAGGAACGGCAUCCGUCGCAGUCGCUGGCAUCCUCGCAGCCCUUCGAAUAACCAAGAAUAAGCUGUCUGAUCAAACCGUACUAUUCCAAGGAGCUGGAGAGGCUGCCUUAGGGAUUGCACACUUGAUUGUUAUGGCCAUGGAGAAAGAAGGUUUACCAAAGGAGAAAGCCAUGAAGAAGAUAUGGUUGGUGGACUCGAAAGGAUUAAUAGUUAAGGGGCGUGCUGCCUUAACACAAGAGAAAGAGGAAUUUGCCCAUGAACAUGAAGAAAUGAAGAACCUAGAAGCCAUUGUUCGAGAUAUAAAACCAACCACCCUCAUCGGAGUUGCUGCGAUUAGAGGUGCAUUCUCAGAGCAAAUUCUCAAAGACAUGGCAACCUUCAACGAACGGCCUAUUAUUUUUGCUUUGAGUAAUCCAACCAGCAAAGCAGAAUGCACUGCGGAGCAGUGCUAUAAACUGACCAAGGGUCGUGCCAUUUUUGCCAGUGGCAGUCCUUUUGACCCUGUCACUCUGCCAAGUGGACAGACCCUAUAUCCUGGCCAAGGCAACAAUUCCUAUGUGUUUCCUGGAGUUGCUCUUGGUGUGGUGGCGUGUGGACUGAGGCAUAUCACGGAUAAGAUUUUUCUCACCAUUGCUGAGGUUAUAGCUCAGCAAGUAUCAGAUAAACACUUGGAAGAGGGCCGGCUUUAUCCUCCUUUGGACACCAUUAGAGAUGUUUCUCUGAAAAUUGCAGAAAAGAUUGUGAAAGAUGCAUACCAAGAAAAGACAGCCACAGUUUAUCCUGAACCCCAAAACAAGGAAGCAUUUGUCUACUCUCAGAUGUAUAGCACUGAUUAUGAGCAGAUUCUACCCGAUUGUUAUUCUUGGCCUGAAGAGGCCCAGAAAAUACAGACCAAACUUGACUAGUAGCUUAAUAGCUGAUAUUUCUAACUCCAUUAAUGAGGUCUUGAAGUCUUUCAUAAUUUUCAAAGAUUGGAAUCUUUUAUAAUGAUUCAUAAUAUACUAGAGUAAGAUAAUUUUACUUUAACAAUCUAAAAAUUUAUGGAAGAAUAUUAAUAUACUUUAGGGUAAACAUCUUACUAGACAAUUUUGCUUCAUUUACUUUAUGGUUAUUUAUGGUUUCUAUCUUAAUUAUUUUGCCCAAGUUCUGUUUAAAAGCUAUUGUAACUACUACUGAGAAACCCAUCAUUUUUAUAUAGGGAGCUAAGGGGAAGACUAAAAUUAGUAAUAAAUUGAUAUCAGUAUUAAAACCCAUAAUUGUUCAUUUUAUUAAAAAUCUACUUUGUAAAAAAAAAAAGAUCGAAAUGAAUUUAGGCAUAGACGAACUUUUGCUAAAAACAGAAACAACACUUACUCUGUUGCCUAGAGAAAAAAAACUCCUCAGGUAUUUUUAUUCCAAUCCUAGAUUAUAUCUGUUCUUUUUGUGCAGCUGAAUUCUAACAUUUCUAAGAAAGACCACUGCUGUUUACAAUGCCUUGUGCAGCCUUAGAUUUUAAUGUUCUUUCGACAUUGUUCCAUCUCCUUAUCACCUUGGUCCUCAGUCAGAAAUCCCUUCGUAAAAGCACCUUUCUUUCCCCCUGACCAAGUACCCUAUCUCAGCUCCACACCAUUGCUGCUGGGCCUUUGUGGACCAUGGCCCUAUCCUGAGGUUGGUGCCUUCAGCUGAGCACAGCCUGAGAAGUGGGCAGACCUGAGAAGAGUGGGUGAGCUCCUUGAGAAAGGGCUGCCUGUGGAGUUGACGUCUUCAGACAAACAUCCCCAGAGUCGAGGCAAGCUGGGUUCCCAACUGAGUGACCUGGCCUAAAGUCCCCUUGAUUAGCUCAGGUAAUUAAGAGCUUAUUGUGUUACAGCAAACUCACUUUCCUCUGGGUUUGAAGAAAGUUUUGUAACCACUUCCCCAAUAUCAGAAAUUAUCUUUACAUCAGAUAUUAAAAUAUUCUAAUUACUAGUUACAGCCCAGAAAUGAAUGUUAAUUUCAGGUUUUACUUUUGAAGUUAAUAAUUGAACCAAUGGAAACAACUGUAAAUUCUUAAGCUCAGGUGCAGUAACAUUUACUAUUUAUUUAUAGAAUUAUAUGGAGACUUUUUUGUUUUUGAAGUAAUGCUUUUAAAGAGUGUAAGAAGAUGUUCAAGGUAAACUAUAGUAGUACAUGAUUUCAUUAAAAGUUGAAGGUUACACAAGUUGUUUUAGGUGUCAGUAGAAGGGGUAAGGGUAUUUCUGAUGGUAACGUUCAGUCAAGGGUUUCCUCAAUAUAGUUAUUUUGAAAAGAUCCGGAAUGCCUAUUUCUCGUCUAGUUUCCAUGUUGUCUUGUAGCUCUAACUAAAUGUAUUUACUUAUGCAAAGAUUUAUUAAAGCAUAGAA